UUUCCGGAGGUCUCUGAACUUUGGCAGUUUGGCGGGGAGGAUGUCUGAGGGGGGUGGGGGGCAGGACUCCUGUAUGACCCCUGGCUCUUCUGGGACCGUUGCACCCUCCUAGGGCCAGGGCCACUGGGAACUCCCUUGUGCUAAGUACCCGGGAUACAAGGUGGAGGGAUGGAAUAACUCUAAUAGAAGACCAGAAACCCUGACCCGGGAGUGAGUGAACAAGGCCUGAAGAAGGGAAGGUUUCCUGUGGCUAAGGAAGAGGGGGAAGGACAGUCCUAAGGCAAGGAGGGGUGGGAGUGAGCUUGGGUCACUCACGAGGAGGGGGAGGCUGGGAAAGCCAAUGACUUCCUUAUUAACUAAGGAACUACAGGAUCCCGUAAGGCGCCAGAUGUGCCUCCAAGCAGGGGAGGCCAAUGGGAGGCCGUUCCACAAUCCAUGUGGGGAGUGCACACCCUCAGUUGUGGGCACAGAGCCCGGAAAAAUGGGGAGAUAAAAACAGGACCUGAUGCCAUGGGUGGAGAUGGGAGAUGCUUUGGUAAAUGCAGGGGAAAGGGCAGGCUGGGGCCCAAGGACUUCACAAAUGCUUUUUAUUAUUAAAAACAGGCGAGUUUUAACCCCUGGAACCUUGUGUUCCAAUUCCACCCCGGCCAAAUGUGGCUAACAGUCCAGUAGAUGCUAAACAUGGUAGAAAUGUCACAUCUGAUACGUGCAUCCAUAUUUACACAAUUACCUUGUUGCACAAGAAAAAUCAAAUCAAACCGAGGAAGAACAACAUGCAAACAAACAAGAGUGAGAGUGCUGUUGCAUCCACAGCCAGUUCCCAGAGCCCUCCCUGGUGCAGACCGUUGGAGCUGGCCCGAAUCAUCUCAGCGAUGACCACAAUCGAGCCUGGGAUAGUCUCCUUGUUGCCGGGGGCCGUGAUCUCCUGGUUGGGCUGGAUCUUUCUGUGAUCUGGGAGCACCGGAGCAUGGAGAGUAAGGGCAGACACCCAGUCUCCCCUGAGUGCAGGGGAAGCAGGAAAGCUUCAUUCCUUUAGGAGGAGGAGCCAGUGUGGCUCCCGAUGGAGGGAGCAAGGCCUGGUCUGGAGCCUGUUCUUGGCCAUCGGGGACACCCUUUUAUUCGGGCCAUUUGGCCCUUCGUGCCAAGAAUCCCAGUGGAAGGGGACAAGGUCGUCACCAGCUGGGUUCCUUUAUGAGGAAUGGGGUGGGGUAAGUUCUGAGGGUGUAUUUGGGGCUUAGGGUGUGGUUCAGCCUAAUGGAAAAUUAGUAUCCUAGAGGUGGAAUGUGAAGGCAUUGCUGACUCUGGACACAUCUGGAGGAUUGUCUGGGAACCUCAGAGGAAUUCUGGAGCGGGAUCUGGAACAUGCCCAAAGGGCCAGCGGGAUCUGGAACGUGCCCAAAGGGCCAGCGGGAUCUGGAACGUGCCCAAAGGGCCAGCGGGAUCUGGAACGUGCCCAAAGGGCCAGCCAACACCCCUUUGAUUCAGCAGUGAUUCUACUGGGCCUGAAUCCCAAAGAUCUUAAAGGAACAAGGGACCCGCAUGUGCAAAAGUGUUAGGGGUGGCAAAAAACUGGGAACCGAGGGGAUGCCCAUCAGCUGAAUAAAGGGUGGUACCUGGAUGUCACCGAGUAAUUCUGUUCUGUAAGAAACGACCAGGAGGAGGAUUUCAGAGGCCUGGGGGGACUGACGGGGACUGACGCUGAGGGAACUGGGCAGAACCAGAUCAUGCACACGGCAACAAGACUACAAUGAUCAAUUCUCUUUGCAGCAGUGAGGUGGCUGGUGCCAGACUGCCGGUCCUGAGACAGACAGAGCCCUCUGCACCCAGAGGAUUGUGGGAACCGAGGCUGGAUACACUGUGGCAUCUACGCCAUUUUUUCCUCUUUUCUCCUAACACGGAAACAUGUUUGUAAGAAACGUGGUGUCCAGGGUACGCUGGGCUGCUUCUGCCAGGGGGAGUGCGGGAGGACGGCUCUGUUAGGAAUAAUACUCGACACUGAAAAUGGGAUGGCAAGAAAACUUGUUAAAGAAUCUUAAGGAAUCAUCUGAACAUUUCUGGCCAGAAGGGGGCGCACUUCUCGGGAGGGAGCACUGAGCACAGAAAUGGGGACACAGCUCUUCCCUUCAGAGACUGGAUGGGUCCCUUUUAUCCUGGUUACACUUUCUGACUCAUGCGCCCCCCUCUCCUAUCAUACGGCCCGUGUUAAAAAAAAAUGGUAGAAAACGCCUCCUCUGGGGUGAGGUGUUUAAAAGUCACUUAGUCUGUUGCGCACGCGCAGUAGGGAUUUAGUUGGUUCGGGCUGGAGGUUUUCCCAAAACCACAAGACUUUCUGAUGGGCUGAAUCCACCUGUGUUUUCCUAGCGCGCGCCCCGCCCCGCCCCCCCAUUUGCGCAAGACUUCUAGUAGUCCCUUAAUUGUUCAGCGAACCCUAACCUUCCUUAACCUCUAGGUCAGCGGUACCCACCGUCCCACACACCUCAAAGCCUGCAAACACCGUGGAAACCCAGCUUUUCGGCCCUUCUCACAGCCCGGCAGCCGGGCGCGCGUGGGCGCCUUUGCCCCGCGGGGUCCCCGUUCCUCGGGCCCUUCGGUGCUUUGUUCAGGACCGGGUCUCUGCCCGGUGCUGGGAGGGGGAGGCAGAGGCAGGCGCUGGUCUGGGAAGGCCUCCGGAAGGCGGUGGUGCCGAAGCGCACUGGGCACAAUGGCUCCUCCUAGUCUCCCACCCGCCGCCUCACUUUACUCAUCUGUUGCUGGGGAGGAGCGGCCCUGGGGUGGCGGGUCAGGAGGGACUACCGGCUAACCCUCCUCCCUUCCCCCUCCAAAAGCGAGGUGAGACUGUUUCAGAUUUGUUCCCCACCCGCGGGUCACGGAGGUCGGAGGUCAGAGGCGAGUAUCGCGCAGGGAGCGGGGGGGGGGGGUUCAAACUCGCCUCUAAUUCUUCCCUUCUGGGGAGUCGGGGAAGCAGGAGAAGGCGGAGGACAGUGUCCGAACUCCUCCCAGCCCCGGCACGACCGCAGUAGCACCCUCGGCGCCCCGCUUCGGGCGAGCCACAACCCGGAAGUGGCUCCUGGGCAGGAAGUUGCGUCACCCAUACGCCCCUGCCUUAAGCCCCGCCCCCGGCUCCGGAAUAGGAUGCAGCUGCCGCCGGGGCUGGAGGGUCGCCUGGGCCCGGCCCCAGCCGGGAGCCUUUCCGAGUCGCUCCCGCUGCCCGUGCUCCGCCACCCGGCCGCCGGGGCCGCCCCCUUUCGCUUCGCGCCGCGGACCCAGUGCCUGCCCCGGGGACACCCGUUGUUCGAGGACGGGGAUGUGCAGAGGCACGCCUACUUGCAGGAUGUCAUCACUCAGGUCUGCCAGGUGCCCGAGCGCCCCCUCGUGGCGACCUUCGGCUGCCACGUGGCCGGCUGCCAGCAGGAGUUCGCCAGCCUCGAGGGCUACGAGCACCACUACCGGACGCUGCACACGCACGUGUGCUCCGUGUGCCGGCGCUCCUUCCCGUCGGCGCACCUGCUGGACGUGCACAUCCUCGAGUGGCACGACUCGCUCUUCCAGCUCCUGGCCGAGCGGCAGAGCAUGCACCAGUGCCUGGUGGAGGGCUGCCCCGCCAAGUUCCGCAGCAGCGGCGAGCGCAAGGAGCACCUGGUGCGCGCCCACCGCUACCCGCCCGACUUCCGCUUCGACCAGCCCCGCAAGGCCCGGGGGCCCGGCCGGCCGGCCGCGGGCGAGGAGGCCAUGGAGGUGUGCCCCGCCGAGGCCGCCCCCGAGAAGCCGCGCGCCCAGAACCGCAGGAUCCCCUCCACCAUUUGCUUCGGCCAAGGGGCCACCCGAGGGUUUAAAAACACAAAGAAAAGGAGUGAGCCGCGCUGAGCCCGCGUGGGCCCCCACCCCGGGAGGCAGGACCCACCGCAGCUGUGGACCGACUCCCGCCGGGCAGGGGCCCAGGAGGACCCUUUGUCUGUCCGUCUGUCUUUAGCACAGGCCCCUGGAGGCUAGCGGCCAUCCUGAGCUGCCUUUGAGGUGCCUCUCCCUGUUAAGCCCCCAGCCCGAAAUAAAGUCUAAAAAGAA
Molecule: messenger RNA, 4062 nt
Organism: Antechinus flavipes (yellow-footed antechinus)
Lineage: Eukaryota; Metazoa; Chordata; Mammalia; Dasyuromorphia; Dasyuridae
Product: zinc finger protein 511-like
Exons: 2
Coding region: 3133-3864 (243 amino acids)
Source: RefSeq, a predicted model, not a curated record